GCGGGCUACAGCGAUCAGCUGUCCGCCGCAUCGAUUAGUGGCCGCCUAUCGGCCGGCUGCAGCAAGAAGCAAACGCAAAUUUGGUCUCGAAAGGGCCAAGGCGAGCGCAAAACGAAGCAAACGUGUGAAACGGGUCAAGCGAAAGUGGGCCAAGACCAUGCAAUAGGCAAACUAGUGAGAAGCCGCACACUGCCAAGACUACAGCAAGGAGACAGCGGAGGAUAGUCAUCAUGGAGUUGCGUGAGCUGCGCGCCAGCACCAGCGCCUCGGCCGGCACCACCAGCAGCAGCAGCGGCAGUAGCAACAGCAACAGUGGCAUCGGUGGAAUCACUGGUGGCAGCGGCGGAGGCGUCGAGCUGGGUGGCAUCUGUAUUGGGAGCGCCGGCGGUGGUGGCGUCCAGCGUAUGCCAACCAAGGCGGAUCUGUUCAUGGAGCAGUUGAAUGCCACAAAUGCCAAAAAGGUGGCCCUACUCCUAGUCCUGGGCUUCAUACUCUACCACGGCCUGCUCAAUUGGAACUACGGCAGCGACUCCUGCCAGUGGCUGCUGUCGAAGGGCCGCUUCAAGGGCGACAACGAAUGGCAGCCGUACGGGUGCAUGGUGCACAAAUACUCCCUCACCGAUACGCGGCGAUGCCUGCGCUACCUGGCCUUCUUCGACAACAAAAACAACUUCGUGUUCAUUGGGGACGAGAGCGUGCGCCUGCUGUACGAGCGGUUCAUCGAGCAGCUGCGCCAGCUGCCGCUGUCCUCCGACGAGGACAACAACGGAUCAUCGCGGGCCCACGACGACAGUGCAGCGGUGCGGUUCGAGGACAACAAGCUGCACAUGCUGGCCCAGUACAUCAGGGCCGAGGAGGUCAGUCCAUCGCUCAUCGAUCGCCUGUACAGGCUGGAGGCCGAGAAGCAGCUGUCCUCCGUCUAUGUGGUGGGGCUGACCUACUCGGGCCUGCUCGGCGGCAACAUAACCGAGGAGGUGCUGCGACAGUACAGCGCAAAUCUCACCCUGCUGGUGGCCCCCUUUCACCGACUGGUGGCUCAGACAUCGCGUGUGCUCUGGAAACUGGCUGAUCGCGUGGACGAAGAGAAGCUGCCGGCCGCCUGGAAGCUGCUGCUCAAUGAGGACAUCGAUCGGCUGAAUCAUGUGGCCCGCAACGUCUUUCGCUACACGGAGGCCACCGUCUGGGAGUCGGCCUGGCACAUUGCCAACGGUCUGCUGGACGCCGCCAUCGACGGCCAUCAGCUGUGUGCCCACGGCCAGCGGCUGGAGGUGCAGCUGCUGUGGAACAUGUACUGCAACGACUACAUGAACUACAACGAUGGCACCUGCUGCAGCAGCUCAGAGCCCCACACCACGCUGCAGAUUGUUGCCUACGCCCUGUUCGGCGUCUGCAUAACGCUCGUCUGCGGCAUGUGCCUGCGUCGCUGGCUGCUCCACCUGCGUGGCCACACGCUCUACGUGCCACUGCAGCAGCAUCAGCCAAACAGCGGAGGAAGAGGCGGCGGCGGCGGCGGCGGCGGCGGCGGCGGCGGCGGCGGCGGCGGCGGCGGCGGCGGCGGUCCCACCCAUGCCCUGUCCGCACUGAUCACGGACUAUGGCACACCGAUGGUGGCGCUGUCGCUGCUCGGCCUAAUCAUGGCCUACUUCUACCUGUGCGACCGCACAAACUUCUUCAUGAAGGAGAACAAAUACUACUCGGAGUUCAGCUUCUGGAUACCCGUGGGCUACGUGUUUGCACUGGGUCUGUUCUUCACGGAGGACUCGCGCUUCACCAAGGUCCUCAACAGAGACCAAACAGACGAGCUGCGCGGCUGGAUAUUGCUGGUGGUGCUGAUCUACUACAUGACGGGCGCGCAGCGUGUGCUGCCCAUUCACAUGCACAUCAAGCUGCUCAUCUCGGGCUACUUCUUCCUCACCGGCUACACGCACUUCACACACCUCUGGCAGACGGGGGGCAGUGGCUCGCUGUUUGUCCGCUUCUUCCAGGCCAUGUUCCGUGUGAACUUCCUCAGCGUGCUGCUCUGCUUCUGCAUGAACCGUCCGUAUCAGUUCUACUACUUUGUGCCGCUCCUCUCCUUCUGGCUGUGCAUCGUGUACUUUGUGCUGUCGCUGCCGCCGAGGAUAUCGUCCGCGUCGGUGGACUCCAAUCCGCUGCACUAUCUCUAUCUGGUGUGCAAAUGCAUCGGCUGCCUGGGCGUCAUCACGGUGCUGUUCAUGUCCGAAGUCUUCUUCGAGCGCAUCUUUGUGACGCGUCCGUGGAAGGCGCUGUUCGUCACCACCGACGACGAUCUGCACGAGUGGUGGCACCAGUGGAAGCUGGACCGGUACACGGUCACCUUUGGCAUGAUGUACGCCGCCUGUUUCCACAUUGCCCAGAAAUACAAUGUCUUCGAUGACAACAACCAUGGCAAUAUGUUUGCGCGUCGCACCUCCAUCUCGGUGACGCUGCUGGCCCUCCUGGGUGUCGGCAUCUACACGUCCUUCUCGUUCCUGUGCCGCAAUGUGCAGAACUGCGAGGAGAUCCACUCGUACAUCCUCUUCAUACCCAUUGUCGGGUAUGUGGUGCUGCGCAACAUUUCGGGCAUACUGCGCACCCGAUACUCCAGCUUCUUUGCCUGGUUCGGGCGCAUCUCGCUGGAGCUGUUUGUCUGCCAGUAUCACAUCUGGCUAGCCGCCGACCGCCACGGAGUGCUCGUGCUGCUGCCGGGCUUCCCCACGCUCAACAUGAUCAUCACCUCGUUCAUCUUUGUCUGCGUCUCGCAUGAGGUGCACCGCCUGACGCAUAUCCUGCUGCCCUACGCCGUGCCCAAUGACUGGCGUCUCGUAAUGCGCAAUUUUGUCAUCUUUCUCAUUGUGCUGAUCCCUGUGGCCCGGUCCGAUGGCAUGUUCUGAGCACAAUUUAAUUGUCGCCAGCUCAUGUCCCACACACAAUCUGGGGGGAUACGGAGUAUGUUUGUAGAGCGUGCCAUUGCUGUAAGCCAAUUGUAGGUUAAACUUCAACUUUAUCCUUCGUGCAAUAUCCUUCACGACACUUGAUUAUUUACUUCUUGCUCUCUUUUCCACUUUUCUACUUUUCUUUCUAUUGAUUAGCUUUUUUUACUCAAUUUGCUCAAAGACUGAUCUUAAUUCAAUUCAAAAUUAAACUGCAAAAUGAUUUGCUAGCUAAAUUCAAACUGUUCAAUCGCUGGAAACUGAACGUGCAAUUGUCUUAUAGUUGUGAAACGCAAUAUUUACAUGCAUAUAAAUUAUAUAAAUAUUUAGAUAACGUGCAAAAAGGUAUACAAAACAUUUACACACAUUUAUUGAUAUAUUUUAUGCAUAUGUAUACCAUCUAGAAUUAACUUAGCCUUAUGUACAAUUUGCACAAAUUACUUAACAUUUCACCACUCAGACAAACACACACACACACACACACACACACACACACACGAAGCGGCAACCAAAUGUUUGUAUAGCGCCAGAAAAUAAAGCAUUGAAAAUACAA
Molecule: messenger RNA, 3483 nt
Organism: Drosophila subobscura
Lineage: Eukaryota; Metazoa; Arthropoda; Insecta; Diptera; Drosophilidae
Product: N-acetylneuraminate 9-O-acetyltransferase
Exons: 3
Coding region: 231-2891 (886 amino acids)
Source: RefSeq, a predicted model, not a curated record